Pecten maximus is the source of this 5405-nucleotide messenger RNA. Its product is annotated as serine/threonine-protein kinase Chk2-like. Gene Ontology annotation, cellular component: nucleus; cytoplasm. The record is from RefSeq and is a predicted model, not a curated record. Gene Ontology annotation, biological process: protein phosphorylation; mitotic DNA damage checkpoint signaling. The transcript has 17 exons. Gene Ontology annotation, molecular function: protein binding; protein serine/threonine kinase activity; ATP binding. Lineage: Eukaryota; Metazoa; Mollusca; Bivalvia; Pectinida; Pectinidae. Bases 120 to 1550 code for a protein of 476 amino acids.
UGAAGAGAGGUAACUCAUGGUUGGAUGACAAAAAUAGUACAGAAAAGCUUGUUUAUACUGAGGGCGCUACCGUAUUACGGGUAGCUGGACAAUCGCAAGAAAGCUCUUCGACCGCAAGCAUGGAGACAGUUCCUGCAGACUUCAUUGAUGGAGAUUUUAGCGAGGAAGACGACUCUCAGGACGACGACUGCUGGGGGAAAUUGUUCCCUCUCGGUCAGAGUUUCACAGCAAUCGAGCUUAAGAAAGAUGAAUAUACAUUUGGCAGAGGAGAAAACUGUGAUGUUCCAUUCAGUGCACCAGUUAAGAAACACCAAUAUUUUCAAGCUUACAGCAAAGUGCAUUUUAAGCUGAUCAGGCAAAAAACUAGUACAGGAUUUCACAUUUUUCUUGAGGACACGAGUGGAAAUGGAACUUUCAUAAAUGGAGAAAAAGUUGGUAAAGGGAACAAACAGGUGCUUGGGAACAACGAUGAGGUGUCCUUAGCAGUGAAAAAGAAUAAAGCAUACAUGUUCCUUGACCAAAACGCAAAUGAGGACACCAGUUUACCAAAGGAAAUCAGAGAAAAAUAUACCCUAACAAAAACUCUAGGACGGGGAGCCUGUGGAGAAGUCAAGCUCGCUUUUGCUAAGGGAUCAUGUGAGAGGUUCGCAGUGAAGAUAAUAUCAAAAAAGAAAUUCUCCAUCGGCGGCAAAUCACAAGUUAAUUUAAGUAAGCAAGUUAUGACAGAAGUGAAUAUAUUGAAAGCAUUAAAACAUCCGGGCAUUAUCCGAAUUGAAGAUGUGGUUGACUCACCGGAUACACUGUUCAUUGUCCUGGAAGUUGUAGAUGGAGGAGAGCUGUUUGACAAGGUUGUUAGUAUAGGACAGUACGAUGAACCAACUGCUAAACUGCUCUUCUACCAAAUGGUGUUAGCCUGCAAGUACCUUCAUGAUCAAGGAAUUACCCACCGAGAUUUAAAGCCAGAAAACAUACUUCUUGCCACAGACAGUAAUGAAACUUUAAUCAAAGUCACAGAUUUUGGAUUAUCAAAAUUUGUGGAUGCUGGAUCUAUCAUGAAAACAUUUUGUGGAACUCCAACAUAUCUAGCUCCGGAGAUUCUCCUAACGGCUGGCUCAGGAGCCUACACAAACAGCAUCGACUGUUGGAGUCUAGGUGUUAUACUCUUCAUAUGCCUGGCAGGUUAUCCUCCAUUCUCUGAUGAAAGAAAGGAUAUGGAUCUACCAAAACAAAUCACUGGAGCUCAUUACUCCUUUCCCAAACAGUACUGGGCAGGAAUCUCGGAAAAUGCUGUGGACUUAAUAAAAAAGAUGAUGACAGUGGACCCUAAGAAACGAAUAACAUUAGCCGAGGCCUUGAAUCACCCCUGGUUCAAGGAUGAAGAGAUGAAACAGAAAGCAAACAAAUUAUUAUAUCCUGAACAUGAGGGCAUGGCACCACCAUCCGCUCUGCCUUCACCACCGAAAAAACGUGUGGCAGAAAGUGGAGAAGAACCACCAGCGAAGAGGAAGAUAUCAACUGACACAGCCUCCCCACCGGACACUCCCACCUAACUUACACUGUAUCAUACAAAUACUAGACUACUAUUAACUGUAGUAUUGACACUGUAAACAUCUCACAGAGUGCAUUUUAGAUCAAACGUCUCAACAUUGAAUUGUUCUAGACGAUCAGUACCAAGCAUAUUUCACAUUACAGUAACAUGCCAAUACAACAUUUUGUUUGAUUUAAAAUUUAGAACCGAUACAAAAUUUUUGACUAUAGCUUUAAAAUGGCAAGAAAACAAUUUGUGUUUUUUGCCACGGAGCUUGCCAAGUGAGAAUGUUAUAGAUGAUAUUUUUCUGUCAGUAUCAACAUAACGUUAAACUUAGUUCAGUUUCUCAGAAGGUACAAGUACUGUAUAUAGUUUGGCUAUAGAAUUCAACAUAAUGUAAUAAUAAUGAUAUAUUAUUUGGAACAAGUCUGUAAUUUUUUUGUAUUUUAAUUUAAGCAAUUUAAAAUUUUAAUUUGAAGCUACAUGUAUUUAUUUUAUAAACCACUCCCUGAAAUUGUUCUGCAUUUAAUACCUUUGCAUUUAAUGUGAAUUUUGACUGUUAUCCUUACAAGUUUGUAUGUGUUGGCUAAGUUGUAAGAAAACGAAGUUACCUCAGUUUUACUUUCUGAUAAAUGAUAAUGUUCGAACCAACUUUUGUUAAUAUAUUGAGAUGCAGUAGUAGUAACUAUUUUGUUGGUUGUAUAUUUAAGGCAGAGGUUGUAAUCUAGUUAAAAGUAUUUUCGUACUUAUUUAAUACUUUAGGAUACUUUUUCCUGCAGAUUAAGUAAGCAAUAUAUGAUGUGUUUGUAUUUUCCUAGAUUAAUUCAAAACAAGUGUAUUGAAGUCUUGGUUAGGAAAACUAGCUAUACUAACCAACUGAUACUGAUAUAUGUUAUAAAAACAAGGUAGAAUAUUCUCACUGUAAACACUGAAGACAGUGAUAAUUGUAGUUUUAAAGGGUGGGCUGAUUCCCUUUUCCAAUGAGAAAUCUUUCAAAUAUUGAACAAGUUUUUUUCUAUAUACGGUAUGUUAUUGAAACAAGACCAUUUAUCUUCUAGGCAUUGUUGUGAUACACACUCACUUUAAAACUAUCAUGAUAUUUGAAAGAUAUUUGCCAUAACUGAUGUCAUUUUAUAAAAUUUAACCAUUUUUCAAAGUUGUUUGUAAUUUUGGUGGAAUUUUUGCUGUUAUUUUGAUGAUCACUUUGCUCAUUUAUUCCUGUCUCUUCUAUCAAACCAGCACACUUUACGAUAAGGCUUUUUACCCACUGUCAUUAUAUAAACACUCAAUACACCAGUAGUUAUGGGGAAUAUUGAAAACUGUGUUGAAUUAGACACAGAAAUUGAAAAAUGUGCAUGUUAUAUAACCAUGUCAUUUAUCAUUGGAAGCUAGCUUUGUGAGAACAAAUGUAGAUUAUUUAACUUUGAAAAUAUAGACGUUAAUUGUUGUAAAUCAUGUUUAAAUGUUGAUUGAGUAGGGUAAACAGAGGCUUUGAUUUAGUAUUUAGUAUUUACAAUUGAUAUGAUUGGUGAAAACGUAUGUAUUCAACAUGAAUCAUGUUACCUUUGUAUGUACUACCCAUUUGCUGCCAGUCCUAACUAAUGAGUGUUGACCAUGAAUACUAAAUGAAAGCAGUGUGGCGAUAUGUGCUUCAUCUUUUAAUUUUGUUGUUACAAUCAUAAGUCAUACCAUUAAAAUUCGUUCAAUGUUAGAACUAUAUUGCAUUCAGUACAACAAUAACAUAUUAAGUUUACGGCUAUUGUCAAUACAUGUACUACCAAACUGGUGUCUGGGCACAGCAGGAAUGUGUUUGGAUGUGGGGUGUGUUAAUGUGAGGUGGGGGAGGGGGUUGUAAAAAUCAUUACAUUUAGAAAACUCAGAUAAUUCAUCAGUGUGGCAUUAAGAAAUAAUUUAUGUCUAAGUGUAGUAUAAAAACUGACUCGGAAAAACUCUUAACGUGCUGUCCAUGUUGUGUAGGGAACCAUAUCGUCCUCUUAGUAUGAUACCUGACCUUGAGCAAUGUCCAAGGGUAACUGUUGCAUCCUCAGUCAGUCAUAUUAUCAUAUAAGUGUAGUGUAGUUUUAUUUUGCAGGACUUCAUGUCAAAUUAUCAAAUUUUUACUUCAAAGAGUCAGAAGUAUUUUCCCUGAUUCGUUUUCUUUGACCUCACUACAAGAUAAAACAUAUCUGAAUUGUCUAGAUAUGGUCAGUGUUGUUGUUAUUGUGAUAUUGUGGUUUGUUGCAUUUUUUUUACUUAGUAAUCUAGAGGCUUGUGUAAUGUGGCAUCAUACAAAUAUGAAUGUGGAAGACUAUACUGUAUAAAAUUGUAAGCAUUUCAAAUUUAAAUGGAACUUAGUACAACAUGUUCGUAGAUAUUUAAAACUUUUUAUCAAAAACCAACAUCCCCAUCUCGCCUCCAAGGAGGUGAAGGAGUAUCAUUUUCUUUACUUUAACAUUGUGUGAAUGAGUGCUGCCAUUGUGGAUAUGAGCUUAUGGAAUAGUUGAUGUGACAGCAUUCAUUUAAUGAAGUGACCCAAGGGUAUGAGAAUAUCUUACACCAGGAUAAGUGUGUCUAGCUGGGCUAGAUAAAAUAUUUCUUAUCAGCAGCAUGUAAAUAUUUAUUUUUAGUAAUGCAUUUAUAUUUACUUACUACAUACAUAGUUUUUAUUAGCAAAUUUUUAGGUGGAUUUUUUGUUGCAUUUUGUCUUUACUUUUAUAAAGUUUUAUAGAAUGCCCGUCAAAAUAUCAUGGGAGUAUUACAGUAUGGCGUCCAUCUUGUCCGGGUAAAUUUUUGGUUGUCUGGAGAUCUACGGGAGUAUAUUGUUCUGGCCAGCAGUACUCUGAUCAUCUAUAACCUAAAAUCACCAGGUACUGUCCAGGUAUUGUCCAGGUCACCAUUCUCAUUGAUGCACAGUUCAUUCACAGUACUAUCUGUGCAUGUUAGACAGUCUGAAAACUGACCAGACAUUUUCAUUCCAAACGCUUUUCAAUGCAUCAUGCUUUACUUUUCAAUGCAUCAUGCUUCACUUUUCAAUGCAUCAUGCUUCAAAUGGUUAUCAAUCAUUUUUAUAUGACUUAUAUACAUAUUGUGUGCAAUUACAUUGUAAGGCAUUUCUUACAUAUUAUUUUUUUUUCUAGUAACCGUACAUGCUCUUUAAAAUGUGCAAGGAUUCAAAGACUGUCUUUUAUAUAUCAAAACAUAUAUAUUACUAAAUUAACUCUAUCAAAGCUAUUAAGCUGUAAAUUGACAGAUUAAACAUGAUUACAUUCUGAAAUCUGCACCUGGAGCUUAUAUGUACAUUGUACUUUACAAAGGUAAAUUCUUGACAUGCACUGUCUGUGAUUUUUUAAACACUGCCAAAUAAAAUCUUUCAGAAUUGAUGGAAACGUUUUGGUAUAAAGUCAUGAUAAACCAGGUAGAAGGAAGUGGGUAUGAAUGGUGAAAAGGUUAAUGGUACUGUCCAUGAUUUUAUGAGGGUUUUCUUCACAUUGUUUGAUAUUUUUUAUUCUAAGAUUUACAUUAUUAACUCGUAGGUCUAUGCUGUACAUAUGUGUAUAAAUCAAAAUAGCUAUUUUGUUGAUCAACUCCACAUUAUUUAGAGUAAAUCUGAAACUACUCCAAUGGACAGUGAUCUGUAAUGUACAAUGUAUGAAGUGGGUACACAGAGUGGUCAACAUUCAAUUUCAAUUGAUGAACAAAGAUUUGUUUAUCAAAGAUAAGAAAAUCAGGAGUUGAAAACAUAUUCAAACAUGGCAAUUUCAUCAAAUCAUUGUCACAAGCUAAAGCUAUACACAAAGAAUGAGAGAAAUGUGUUUGAUGUACGUAGAUCAAGGUUGUAUAGAUUGCAUUUAUUGAGAAAUAAAAGGAAUUGAUUGAA